UUUAGGGAGUGUUUGCUGUCACUCAACUAUUGUUCAGUCGAGUCUGGUGAUUGUUGCAUUUUGUAGCGUGCGGUUGAUUGCUUUCCGGCGUGGACAAUAUUUUUUAUUAAAGGGUGCGUUGUUUUGACCGUGGACUCCAAGAACCAACGGGUAUUCUUUUCUACAAGGAUUCUUCUCACCCAGAUUGAAGGCUGUGAGGGCAGAAGGCUACGAUGGCCAUGCAAUUGAAUACUUCGGAGCUGGAUAUGGCUCAUGAUUCCGUCAUGAAGGUGUCUGAUUGGCAGUCUUACGGCUACGACUCUGGAAUCCAGUCUGGCGUCACCACCACCGCUCACUCUCUCCGUGGCACAGCAGACGACGGAGACUCUGAUUACACCAAGAAAUACACCACAACCACCACCACCACCACCUACGCACAUGGAGCCCUGCCAGAGAUGGAGUCCCAGCUUGCAAUGACUCGUGGCCAGCGCGUUCGGGCUGCCAUGUUCCCCGAGACCCUGGUGGAGGGCACCCACAUCCUCUCCACUCAGACAGACCCCAGCCAGCAGACCAACGUCCAGAAGCUGGCUGAACCCUCCCAGAUGCUGAAAACCGCCAUCGUGCAACUCAUUAACUACCAGGACGAUGCCGAGCUGGCCACACGGGCAGUCCCAGAACUCACCAAACUGCUCAAUGAUGAGGACCAGGUUGUGGUGAACAAGGCCGCGAUGGUCGUGAACCAGCUGGCGCGCAAGGAGGCCUCUCGCCGCGCUCUCAUGCAGUCUCCCCAGGUGGUGGCGGCAGUGGUGAGGACCAUGCAGAACACCAGCGACAUGGAGACCGCCCGCUGCACUGCCAGCAUCCUGCAUAACCUGUCCCACCACCGGGAGGGGCUGCUCUCCAUCUUCAAGUCUGGGGGCAUCCCCGCGCUAGUCCGCAUGCUCAGCUCCCCGAUGGAAUCUGUUCUCUUCUAUGCCAUCACCACUCUUCACAACCUGCUUCUGCAUCAGGAAGGGGCCAAGAUGGCUGUGCGUCUGGCCGAUGGCCUGCAGAAGAUGGUCCCCUUGCUGCAGAAGAGCAACCCCAAGUUCCUGGCCAUCACCACUGACUGCCUGCAGCUCCUGUCCUAUGGAAACCAGGAGAGCAAGCUCAUUAUCCUGGCCAAUGGAGGCCCGGAAGGCCUGGUAUACAUCAUGCAGCACCACACCUACGAGAAGCUGCUCUGGACUACCAGCCGCGUGCUCAAGGUCCUGUCGGUCUGUCCCAGCAACAAGCCCGCUAUUGUCGAAGCCGGUGGCAUGCAAGCCCUGGGUAAACAUUUGACCGGAUCCAGUCCAAGACUUGUCCAGAACUGUCUCUGGACUCUGAGAAACCUUUCGGAUGCUGCCACUAAACAGGAUGGCCUGGAUGGGCUGCUGCAGAUCCUGGUUACCCAGCUGAGCUCUACCGACCUGAACGUCCUCACCUGCUCCACGGGCAUCCUGUCCAACCUGACCUGCAACAACGGACGCAACAAGGCCCUGGUCACCCAGGACAACGGGGUGGAGUCCCUGAUCCAAGCCAUCCUGCGUGCGGAGCAGAAGGAGGACAUCACAGAGCCCGCUGUCUGCGCCCUGCGCCACCUCACCAGCCGACACCCAGACGCAGAGCUGGCCCAGAAUGCAGUGCGCCAGCACUAUGGCAUCCCUACCAUCGUCAAGCUGCUCAACCAGCCCCACUACUGGCCCGUCAUCAAGGCUACCGUUGGCUUGAUCCGUAACCUUGCCCUCUGCCCAGUUAACCAGGGACCCAUCAGAGAUGCGGGGGCCAUUACCAACCUCGUCCGUCUGCUGGUGAAGUCUCAUCAAGAUGCCCAACGCCACACCACUGCCAGCUCUCAGACAUACCAGGAUGGUGUGAGAAUGGAGGAGAUUGUUGAGGGGUGCACUGGAGCCCUCCAUAUUUUGGCUCGGGACCCCAUCAACAGAUGCGAGAUCAUUGGCCUCCAGACCAUCCCUCUACUGGUACAGCUCCUGUACUCCCCGAUUGAGAAUGUGAAGAGAGUGGCAGCCGGCGUGCUGUGCGAGCUUGCUCUGGACAAGCAGGCUGCGGAAAUGAUCGACGCAGAAGGAGCCUCGGCCCCUCUGAUGGAGCUGCUGCACUCAAGCAAUGAAGGCAUUGCCACCUACGCCGCAGCUGUGCUGUUCCGUAUUUCCGAAGAUAAGAAUUCCGACUACAAAAAGAGGGUAUCUGUGGAGCUAACCCACUCUCUCUUUAAGCACGACCCCGGUGCCUGGGAAGCUACCCACAGCAUGCAGUUGGAAGGACAGCCGCCAGUGUAUUCAGAUGCAGAAAUGGAGCCUGGCUACCCCCAGUACGGAGGGUAUCCUGCGGACAUGCCUAUGGACCACAUGAUGGAACCUGAUCUGCACGACAUGGUCGAUGGAGGCUACCCCAUUGACGUUGAAUAUGAUCCCAUGUUGAGACAGCCCUACCAUGACCAGUAUAACCAUGCAUAGAUCUGCAGCAACACAGCAGAAGAUAUUGAAUUUCAGAGCAAAGGACUGGGAGCAGACCGUACCAGAGAGAAACUGGAGAAAACAGAAGUGCCUGGGACAAACUUUAUUGGCAACAGCCAAUUCCAUUUGCUCUGGUUCGGGGGGAAUGCUUUAAAGGGAGGGGGGGGGGGGGGGAGAUAGAUAAUAAAAUAAAAAAAAGAUUAAAUUAAAAUGAAGCCAACUUGUAUUUAUAAAGGCUUUUAACAGAUUGUUUUAAGUACUGUGGAGUUUGUCAUGAUUUCCUUUUGUAAUACUGGCACAAUUUUUAUUUUAUAUAAGUUUUACACAGCAUUUUCUUUCAGAUUUAACAAUCGGAAGAAUUUUUCAACGUGCAAUCUGGUUUGUAGCCAUUCGUGUAAGUCUGUUUUGGUAAGGGGGUUGUGGGGUGACUUUAGCUAUGUGUUUGACCUUAUUUUGGGGAUCCUGACCUGCUGGUCUAAACAUGCCUGAAGAAACUGAAUUGAGGUCGAUCUUAAAUGCUGUGAUCAAAAGGGAAGCAACCAGUAUUGUGCAGGCGUGGCAUUUAUCUAUUGAAAUGAUUAUAUCCUCCCAGAUUUUUUUAUACCAUUUGCCUGGGCAGAAUUAGAAACUAAUAUGCUGUACUUGUAAAAUAAGGUUUGUGCAGCUUUAUGGUUGCAUAGGGGAAUUUUUUUUCUUUUUUUUUAAAAAAAAGGGAGUUUCUGCCAAAGAUUUUUUGUUUGUAAUCUGGCUAACAAUUCUCAAUUUUAUUUUCCAUUUUAUAAUUUCUUAAAUAAUAAUAAUUUAGAGCAUUUGGUUCCUUCAUACAGCUUUUCAGCUGAUGUGCAAUUUUACUGUAAUAAACUACAAUGGAGGCUGAAUUGUAAUGCUAACCGUAACCCUCUAAUCUAUACCUAGCUAAUUUUAAACACUGGCCUCCAAGUGAGUUCCAUAUUACCUUUUGUUUUUGUCAUAUAGCUGGUUUCGCAGUGCUAAUCUAGAUUAAACUAUUUUGUAUUCCUGUAUUGUAGCUGUACUUUCAAUAACCACUGUGGCUUUCUGGUUUUAAUUAAACCUCCCAUCAUUCUUUUAUCAUAACUUUGCAGAACCUCCUACCUGUACUCCACAAAUAUCGCUUUUUUUUUUUUUUUUUAAGGGUACUGUUCGAUUGACACAUAUGCAAAAUAACUUUGAACGAUGUACAUUUUGAUUUGACAUUUACACCUAAUUUGAAUGUGUUCAUUAAAAUUCACAGGAGGGGAAAUUUAUUCCAAUUAACAUUUGCAAAGCUAAAUGUUUGUUGAUUGUAAUCUUAAUGCUUUUUUUGUUGUAAAGAUUUAACCUGGUGAACAGUUUUGGGGUUUAUUGUAAUUGUUUUUGUUUUAUUUGAAAGAGGUGAGGGCACUAAUUCAGUUAAGGCAGAUUUGUAAACGAUAUGAUGUGGUGAUGCAGAACACGAAUAAGUGAGGUAUGAAAUGGAAUGUUUCUUACUUCUGUAAGUUUUGUAUAGACCAUAACCUAUAAAUACAUUUUAAAAAAACAA
Acipenser ruthenus (sterlet) is the source of this 4017-nucleotide messenger RNA. RefSeq names its product junction plakoglobin-like. The transcript has 16 exons. Gene Ontology annotation, cellular component: catenin complex; adherens junction. The record is from RefSeq and is a predicted model, not a curated record. Gene Ontology annotation, biological process: cell adhesion; positive regulation of transcription by RNA polymerase II. Lineage: Eukaryota; Metazoa; Chordata; Actinopteri; Acipenseriformes; Acipenseridae. Gene Ontology annotation, molecular function: alpha-catenin binding; cadherin binding; protein phosphatase binding. The coding region runs from base 213 to 2477 and encodes 754 amino acids.